Molecule: messenger RNA, 1022 nt
Organism: Haliotis rubra (blacklip abalone)
Lineage: Eukaryota; Metazoa; Mollusca; Gastropoda; Lepetellida; Haliotidae
Product: protein STPG4-like
Biological process (GO): epigenetic programing of male pronucleus
Cellular component (GO): female pronucleus; germinal vesicle; male pronucleus
Molecular function (GO): chromatin binding; histone binding
Source: RefSeq, a predicted model, not a curated record
CCCGUCGCCAAGGACGCUAUAGCGGCGAAGCUCAGCUCGGACCACGAUGUAAACCAACUGCUCGGGAGACCCACGGAAACAUGGCUACGGUAAAGGCUGUCGCCCCUCAGGAACCCGAGAGACAGACUCAGGGGGACGGGGCCAAAGGUGACGGGAAGCGCAGGGUGAGGAUUCGCCAUUCAUCUGACUCCCAGGCCUAUAUCCGGGGCCCCCGACACCCGUGGGAGAUAAACGGGGAGUCAGACCAGAACCGGAAGACCCUGAGUGAACACUAUGAAGGGCCAGUUUCCGGCCGGGAGGGCUGGUGGAGGUGCUACAUCCGGGAGACGCCGAAACCAGGCAGCUAUCAGUCCUCAUCCUUCGUAGACGAGCUGAAGCAGCGCCCGAACACAUACAGGUUCAAGUCCGAUGGCCGGAAGGUCGACCCGCACCCUCACGGGAAGGGCGCCACCCUUUUACCUGGAGCCUAUGAGUUCCCAGACUUCAUUCAUGGGUCUGAAAAGAAACCGGCUACUUACAACUUCAAGGCUGCGGGGCGGGACGCCUUUGAUGUCCUCAAUUUUGGUCUGAAGGACAAAGACGUGAACGUGUCUCCAACGGCAUACGGCACCGAGCAGUACAUGACCAUCUCCGGCGAAAGAGCCCCUUCCAAGCAUUUCAUGUUCAAGUCUCAGUCCAGGAGGUUUCCCACCACCUACUUCCGACCAAGAGACGGACCAGGGCCUGGCAUGUACGAUGCAAUGUCCCAGAACCCCCCUCCCAGCGUCUCCUCCAGUUUCAGAUCAAGGACGCCACGGUUCUCCUCCUCCCACACGAAAAUCCCUGGCCCGGGAACAUACGACAAGACCUUCCAGCACCCGAUGAAACCGACCAUCAGCAAGAUGGGCAGGCAAUAUGGACUGUUCUUCACCAGCGCGUUCCAGGCGUGAUUGUGUCCAAACACUAUUCCAUACAUCAGUUAUCGUUCUGUACACAGUAUCCCAUGCACUAUUUAUAGAAACUGGAUUCCAUACAGCUUACAU